Molecule: messenger RNA, 1879 nt
Organism: Rosa rugosa (rugosa rose)
Lineage: Eukaryota; Viridiplantae; Streptophyta; Magnoliopsida; Rosales; Rosaceae
Product: (3S,6E)-nerolidol synthase 1-like
Exons: 6
Coding region: 16-1758 (580 amino acids)
Biological process (GO): diterpenoid biosynthetic process
Molecular function (GO): magnesium ion binding; terpene synthase activity
Source: RefSeq, a predicted model, not a curated record
AUAUUUACAUAUCAAAUGACAUCUUCUUCUCGAGCCUUCCUUAAAUUCUUCAAUCCCAAAAUUUCUCCAAAAAGAAUCUCACAUAUUGGCCACUCUAACCUCAUACAUCUUACACCUAAGAAGCGGCCUACUUCUAGAAAAUGCGGCAUUGCCCAAGAUCUUAGCUUGCUUUCCAGUUCCAGUACUCCAAUAGAACUGAUUAGCUAUGAAACUAAGCAUACUAAAACUAUGGAUGACAUUUUUGUCCAACAUUCUCAGAAGUUGGAGUUAUUCAGGCAUGUACUGAGAAAUGUAGCAGAUCUAGAAGCCCUUGAAGGUUUGAAUAUGAUCGAUGCUGCUCAACGGCUAGGUAUCGAUUACCACUUUCAACAAGAAAUCGACGAAAUUCUGCACAAACAGAUGAAUAGUAUAUAUGUUCAUGGUGACCUUCAUGAGGUUGCACUUCGCUUUCGACUACUGAGACAACAGGGUUACUUUGUGCCUGAUGAUGUGUUUAACAACUUCAAGGAAAGCAAUGGGAUGUUCAAGAAAGCUUUGGGUGAAGACAUCAAGGGAUUGAUGAGCUUAUAUGAAGCUUCACAUCUAGGUACAGAAGGAGAAGAUACACUUGUUGAAGCUGGAAAAUAUAGUGCCCAUCUGCUAAAGACCUCUUUGCCACAUCUUGAUCAUCAUCAAGCCAAAAUUGUGGGCAAUACAUUGGGGAAUCCUCAUCACAAAAGCUUGGCCUCAUUCAUGGCUAGGAACUUUUUUGUUACUUCUCAAGGAACCAAUACAUGGUCAAAUUUACUAAAAGAAGUAGCAAAAACAGAUUUAAGUAUGGUCCAGUCUCUGUACCAUAAUGAAAUUGUUCAAAUCUCCAAAUGGUGGAAGGAGCUAGGAUUGGCUAAGGAACUGAAGUUUGCAAGAGACCAACCACUAAAAUGGUACAUUUGGUCCAUGGCAUGCCAAGCAGAUCCAAAGUUAUCAGAGGAGAGGGUUGAGCUCACAAAACCCAUCUCAUUUAUCUAUUUGAUAGAUGACAUUUUUGAUGUUUAUGGAACCCUUCAUGAACUCAUUCUCUUCACAGAAGCUGUUAAUAGAUGGGAUAUUGCUGCUAUAGACCAUUUACCAGACUACAUGAAGAUAUGCUUCAAGGCUCUCUAUGAUAUGACUAAUGAAAUCAGCUGCAAGGUCUAUAAGAAGCAUGGAUGGAACCCCUUGCAAUCUUUGAAAAAGACGUGGGCAAGUCUUUGCAAUGCAUUUUUGGUGGAAGCAAAAUGGUUCGCAUCUGGACAGCUGCCAAAGUCAGAAGAGUACUUGAAGAAUGGCAUUGUUUCUUCUGGGGUAAAUGUGGUUCUUGUCCACAUUUUUUUUCUCUUGGGUCAAAAUAUAACCAAACAGAGUGUGGAGUUGUUGAAUGACACUCCAACUAUUAUAUCGUCCACAGCAGCAAUUCUUCGACUUUGGGACGACUUGGGAAGUGCAAAGGAUGAGAACCAGGAUGGGAAGGAUGGAUCGUAUGUAAGGUGCUACUUAGAGGAACAUCAAGGCUGUUCCAUUGAUGAGGCGCGAGAAAAGACUGUUAAUAUGAUUUCAGACGAAUGGAAGAAACUGAAUAGAGAAUUGCUCUCUCCUAAUCCAUUUCCAGCAACAUUCACUUCGGCUUCCCUUAAUCUCGCAAGAAUGGUCCCCCUGAUGUAUAGCUAUGAUGGCAAUCAAUGCCUUCCAUCACUUAAAGAGUAUAUGAAAUCAAUGUUGUAUGAGACUGUAUCAAUGUAAUAAGAAUAACAGAAUUGGAUUUAAACCUCAAAGGUUGUCAAGACCAACAAGAUAAGUUGCAUUACAAUUUUAUGUUCGAGACAAUUUCAGUAGUAAACUGAAUAAGAAUAAACAUUGUCUA